GAAAACGUCAAAACGUUGUUUGUUUACCCUGUUUCGGUGCUGUAGUUGAAGUCGCUGCUUAGAAGAAAUGAAUAAACGACCGAAGCAAACUGACACUGAAGACGAUGUUCUGCAAAUGCAGGAAUCCUUUCUCGCUGAAAAAGCCAAAAAUCCAAACUUCCGUCCAUCAGCACAAGUAGUGCGCAAAGACCGCGGGAAAAAGCAGUCUUUAUUUUCGAAAAGCCGUAAUCACAUCGAAUGCAAAGAUGCCUCGAAACCUACUCCUGAAAGCAUUAUUUUAGGAGAUAUUGUCGAAAAGCAAGUCACUGCACCGAAAGUGCCCGGGAGUGAGGAAAUGGACAUGGAUCCACAGAUUGAUGCCGGUUUCCCUAGAGUAGAAAAAAUUCAAUUUACGGAAUCCUCGGGUGGGAAGAGUUUAUUUGCAUUGUCAAUGGAGAGGAAACGGAAUCAAGUCUCAAGUUCGCGUGCAGCAGAUGACCAACCUUCAGCAAAAACACUUAAAGACAACUAUGGAGAGACCAGUUUAUUAGUGGAGGAUACGAGGACCGCAAAAGCAAUUCACGAAGAAAAUCUGGAACUCAUUGCACAAAUGAAGCAGGAAGAAAUCCUAGCGGAAAGGGAGAAACUCUUAAAAUCCUUGGAUCCCGGUUUAUUGCGAUUCAUUGAAGAGAAGCGGAAGAAGCAAAUGGAAAAAUGCAAUAACAGACCAGCUCAAACAAGCAAAUCCAAAACCAUCCAGGAGAUUCCUCCACAGCCACUUCGAAAGCCAACAGAGGAAACCAUGGACCUCUCUGAUGAGGACCCAACUGAGAAAGUGGGAGUCGAGGCAGUCGCCGAAAUACUAAAAGCCAGUGAGUCCGAGAACUGGCUCCAUUUCGAUGUUAUCGAGAAAGACAAGUUCGACUGGAUGAAAGAUGUGCCUAGUCAAAUGGCCAAGUUGAAACCCGGGGAAACCUUUGAAGCGCGAUUCGAUUGGAAAGGAGUUCUACUGCCAUACAACGAACCUGAAACUGACAAAGAUAACCGUGAGCUGUACUUACAUGGCGACGAACCGCACCGACCUGGUUACACUUUACAGGAGCUGUUUAGAUUAUGCAGAUCGAAUAUUAUUCAACAACGUGUCUCAGCUUUCGGCGCCAUAUCCGGCAUGUUAAACAUCUACAAUCAAGGCUUUUAUGACAAUAUAUUGGACUUGCCAAUAACAAAAAUAUUCUUUUUACUGCGUUUUGGCUUUGAUGAAAAUUCAACUGCCAUUUUGGAAGUUGUCUCAAGAGCGUUAGCAAUGCUUUUCUAUAAUGAAACAGACGAAGUCUUAUUGGAUUUGGUAACUGAGGCACCAGAAGGUUAUCUACAACCAAUUUUAUCAGUUGAACAGAAAAAUGUUGGAAACAUUGAAAAUGUUUUUUCGAAAAUGAAACUGACUUCAACUCCGUUUUCCACUAAAGUUGACGAGGAUGAAGACGAAGAGAGCACAACUAAUAUGAAUGACUUCCAACUAGCAGAAACCGAUCUGAUUGAAUGUCUGUUGAGGACAAACAUUGUUCAACGUAUUUAUUACAUAUUAGGAAUAAUCCGGCCCGAAAAUAGCACCGUAGAAUCGUGCCUAAAAAUACUUAUCCGCAUAGCACGUUGUGGAAAAGACGCUUGCAAUCAAAUAGCAACAAAUUCUGAGUUGUUAAAGACUUUGUUUGAAUGUUUCCUUCCACGAUUCGAGAAUAUGGCUGUCCAGGCCGAUGAACAAUUCUACAAUUCGCCUCAACAUUUAGUUUUGAAACUUUUCCGAGUAAUGAUUUCUCAGCAUAUUUCAUUUUGUAUCAAUUUAUCAUCAUAUGGAUUACAAGAACGGAUUCAAAAUUAUCUUUACAGUCGUCAGGAUAUUAAGAAUAAACACAUUAAAGUUCAAAUCGAAUCGUUAAGGAUUUUGCGUUCGAUGAUGUUAACCAAUUUCGGUGGUACAAUUUAUAGAGAUUUGCUGCCUGCAUUCCGCUAUAUGCUCGAUUGGCACUACCAGUAUGUUAUAUAUGGUGAAGGCGGACCUUUCCUCAUCAGACAACAUGCAUCGGCAUUACUCAAUGCAAUUUACAGUGGAACAACAGUUGAUGCGGUACCAAUUCUCGGUGAAAAAAUAGCAAUGUGCAGUUGCAAGUGGUUCUAUGAAGCAACUAAAUUAGGAAUAACAGAGUUUUCUCAGUCAACCAUUUUGGCAUCGAGUUUGAAUUGUAUCUCAAGAUUUGCAGCUGUAGACAAAUCUCAUUGCCUAGAUUUCAUUAAUAAAUAUCUCCGACAAUUUAUACAAUCAAAGUCUUUUGUGGAUUAUGUUUCAAAUUUAAGAUUUCUUUCUGUACUGCUGAAAAAGUCCAAUGACAGAAAAAACAUUCAUCCGCCAUUAAUGGGAGUGGGAGCUGUGAUUUCAACAGACGAGAGCCCUCAAUUGAUCGUUUCCCAGAAGUAUCCAGUGUACAUACUCAAUAGUAUUCUCAACAUCAUACAAACACUUCAUACAUCUGACAGCAACUUAAUUGUCGACCUAAUUAAUAAAAUCGAAAUAGUCGAAAGCUUUACAAACUACCUCGAGAACAUUAGUAUGCAUCUGAACCGACAGUUAGCCACUUCUUUCCUAGCAAAGGCGGAAAUUCGAUUUGCAUUCAAACUACUUUGCUUCAAGCCAAUUAGAGAAAUUAUGACAAAAGAAGUUGUACUCCAAGCGGCCUAUAAUAUCGUUUGCUGUAUGACUUCUGAGCAUAUUACGGAAAUAGAAACAUUGUUCGAAAAUAUUCUCUUCGAUGGAGACAAUUUGCAAUUUGAUGGCAAAGUUUUGUCACAAUGGAAAGGUAUUUUCCUAGAUACGUUCGUAUACCCCCACCGGAUAGUUAUUCCGGCAACAGAAAUAUCGCUUUCAAUGCCCUGCUCAUUACCUCCAUUACUACCCUUGGACUGGCCUUAUUUGCCACUGAAGACGCUCCUUAAUAAAUAUUUGCAGCAAAUGUCAGAAACUAUACAACCGGAUCCCUUAGAAUUGCCAGAAAGUAAAAUUAUAACGAUAACAACGGAGUUUACUGAUUUGUUAGAAAGAAAUGGAUUGACAGUAACCUCGCCAACAGAAAAGCUGAUGUAUUUAAUGAUUUCGUUUAUGGGUCCAAACUCCGAGUUUCUAGAGCCACAUAUGAAGGAAAUACUACGGGACGCUGUUCAGAAAUUCUUUCGUCGUUCACUUGACGUCGACUUUCAAUUCAAUGCAACAUUUGAAGGUAAAAGCAAAUUUGAAAACCUCUAUGUCCUUUUCUUGGAUCAUUUCCAAGCAGCUAGCUAUGGGGAUCCAACAUUCAGUGCUCUAGUUCUAGUUCCACUGGCGCAGAGGUAUGAUAACAAAUGGCGCAAAAUGGUAUGGUCUGAACAUGCGUCGGUUCUACGCUUUUUGAAUUGCGACGAGAACGAGCUACUAGGAGGUAUUGAUCCACUUCUACAACCAAUUGAAACAGACGAAUCGCUCAUUAGGUGUUAUAUGCAAGCAUUAAAUUCUAACUUAUUACGGAUGGAUACAAUUCCGUAUAAAAUAGCACAGCACCAUGUCAAGCAUUUUAUGAACCAGAAGCAACAAAAAUAAAAAUAAAAAAAAUCGGUAA
Molecule: messenger RNA, 3623 nt
Organism: Hermetia illucens (black soldier fly)
Lineage: Eukaryota; Metazoa; Arthropoda; Insecta; Diptera; Stratiomyidae
Product: RNA polymerase II-associated protein 1
Exons: 17
Coding region: 68-3604 (1178 amino acids)
Biological process (GO): transcription by RNA polymerase II
Cellular component (GO): nucleus
Source: RefSeq, a predicted model, not a curated record